This is a messenger RNA of Eimeria necatrix, 540 nucleotides long. RefSeq lists its product as hypothetical. Bases 1 to 540 code for a protein of 179 amino acids. The record is from RefSeq and is a predicted model, not a curated record. NCBI's taxonomy places the organism in Eukaryota, Apicomplexa, Conoidasida, Eucoccidiorida, Eimeriidae. The transcript is spliced from 4 exons.
AUGCCUUCGACAUCCUCUGGGCAGCGCGCCUCUUGGAGCGCUGGCCCUUGGCACACUGGCGCUUCUGGCGACUCUGGCGAUUCUGGCCAAGACUCUGAAAGCCAAACAUUAAUUACCACAGGAGACGGAGCAAGCGCGGGGCCUUCGACCUCUACUGCAAGCGAAAGCUUCCCUGCACAAGCAGCAGGAGGACCAGCUCACGGGGGAAAGCGCAGUCGGCGGCAUCGAACUCUGCUCCGGCUUGGAGAUGUGAACUCUCCUCACUACUUGAACUUGACGAGCGCACCCGACUGGCGGAGGCUUAAAUGGGAAUGGUCUCGGUUUCGCUGCAGCAAGUUUUUGUUUCGCACACGACGGAAUGUUCAAAACAAAGCACCUACCCGACCGCUCUAUCCCGUCUGGGAAGAUUCAUGUCGUCUAGCAACUGUUCCUAUCGACAUGUGCUUUAAGCGUGACGUAUCGUUAGUAGCUGAGGAAAUGGCGAGUAUUUGUUUGGAGGAGGCCGAAAAGGGUAUUCGUGCGUUCAAUACGGUAGCUUGA